Messenger RNA from Symsagittifera roscoffensis, 696 nucleotides. Its product is annotated as 2-aminoethanethiol dioxygenase-like. The record is from RefSeq and is a predicted model, not a curated record. The transcript is spliced from 2 exons. Lineage: Eukaryota; Metazoa; Xenacoelomorpha; Acoela; Convolutidae. Bases 1 to 696 code for a protein of 231 amino acids. Gene Ontology annotation, molecular function: oxidoreductase activity, acting on single donors with incorporation of molecular oxygen, incorporation of two atoms of oxygen.
AUGGCUGGUAGACUAAAGAGCAUCAUUGUAAACUUAAAUGGCUUGCUGAAACACAAACACCAUGAAAAUUUUAAGCUCAGUAGCGAUGAAGUACAAACUAUUCGAAAUAAUUUGAAAGGCAUUUCCAGCGAUGAGCUUGGCAUCUGCAAUUUCAAGCUAAACGAAGAGCUCUGUUCCUCCACCAGGGCUGAUAUAUCGUAUUUGAAAGUAUGCAGCAAUGGUCAAAUAUUUGACCUUGGAGUUUUCGCUCUCAAGAAGGACUGUCGAAUGCCUAUGCACAAUCAUCACGGAAUGUACGGUGUUGUGAAAGUGCUAUUUGGCUCAGGCAGAAUCCAAUCCUUCUCGCCAAUCAGAGAAACGCAAGAACAUUUUUCGAUCGAUGACAUCGUUGACGCUGAAAUCGUUGAGGAUAUGUCAGUUUCAGCGAAAGAAGGUAGUAAUCUGAUGCAUUUGGAGCCCAAUUCAGGAAAUAUCCACGCUAUAACGGCGGAUAAAAAUAGCCCGCUGGUGUUUCUGGACCUACUAAUGCCCCCGUAUGAUCACCUUAAUUAUACUGUUUCGUAUUUUGAGCUUGUCUCCACCGGUGAGUGUAGGAAAAAGUGCAAGUUAAAAGUCAUCCCAGAGCCAACCGACUACAGAUGUGACCAAUUGGAUUACGCCGCUGUGAUACAAGAUAACCCAAGUUUUGAAAACUAA